CCGUUGUUUUCCUCCCUUUCUUGCGUCCUCAUCUCCAUCCUCGACAUCAAUUGCAUCCACUGCAGCCAUGUCGUUCAAUUCCACCAUCCCCGGUGCCCUGCACCCUUACUACCCGGUCGGUGUCGAGAUCACAGGGUACCUCAUGAACUUCUGGAACACGGUUGAGCUGCUCAGCAUGUUCACGGCGGGAAUCACAGUAAUCUUCAGCGCGACGUAUGUUAUUACGAAGCGUCUGCGGCCGACUGUCAGCACGGGCGACCUGUCGACGAUCAUGUGGUUCGUCCUGUGUGGGUUCAUCCACUCGUUCUUCGAGGGCUACUUCUCGUACAACUUCCGCCGCAUGGGGGGCAUGCAGGAUCUGUUUGGUCAGCUGUGGAAGGAGUACGCGUUGAGCGACAGCCGGUACCUGACGCAGGAUGCGUUUGUGCUGUGCAUGGAGAGUGUCACUGCCUUCUUCUGGGGCCCUCUCUCGUUCGUCACGGCCGGCCUCAUCGCGACCGACCACCCACUGCGCUACUCGCUCCAGCUUAUCGUCUCGCUCGGCCAGUUCUACGGCGACGUGCUGUACUACGCCACAUCCCUCUUCGACCACUACAUCCUCGAUGUGUCGUACUCGCGUCCUGAGCAGUGCUACUACUGGGGCUACUUUGUCCUUAUGAACGCCUUCUGGAUUGUGAUUCCGGGAUACCUGAUGUGGCAGAGUGUCGAUGCCACCACGCAGGCAUUCGCGGCGGUCAACGAGGCAGCCAGCCUGAUGAAGCGCGCAGAGAAGAUGGGAUACACCAAGAAGAAGGCUUGAGCUUGGGUUGUCUUGGUGGGCGAUGAGAUGGUGGAUGGGAUGAGUGGGGCAAGGGGGGGUCUGAAGGAAGGGCUGAAAAUAUAGCGGCAAUGUUGGGGCUGUAUAUAGAUAGAAGUGGUAGACGGGGCACAGGAGCAUUGCGGGCGGCGUUGUAAUGAUAGGCGUGGCUAUUGCCGCGUGCACACAGGACAUGAAUGAAUCGAAACGAACUGAGCGAGUAUCCGUGCACAGACCACCAUGACGCACGGGCAGUAAGCAUACUGUCUCAGACGGCGGACGGGAGAGUCGCGCAG
Messenger RNA from Dothidotthia symphoricarpi CBS 119687, 1092 nucleotides. RefSeq names its product Emopamil-binding protein. Gene Ontology annotation, molecular function: cholestenol delta-isomerase activity; steroid Delta-isomerase activity; C-8 sterol isomerase activity. Gene Ontology annotation, cellular component: endoplasmic reticulum; membrane. Bases 68 to 799 code for a protein of 243 amino acids. Lineage: Eukaryota; Fungi; Ascomycota; Dothideomycetes; Pleosporales; Dothidotthiaceae. The transcript has 2 exons. The record is from RefSeq and is a predicted model, not a curated record. Gene Ontology annotation, biological process: sterol biosynthetic process.